AUGUCUACAGACUAUAGCCACGGUGUCCAGUACUCUCCAGCGACCCUUGCUCCUACCAAGAUCAUAAAGACUGAUGAAUUGGAAGGGCUAGGUAUCACGUUCAUUCGCCUGACAUGGGUCGACCUCACUAGUGUUGUUCGAUUCCGCGUAAUUCCCCUGGCGCACUUCUUCAAAAUGCUUCAGUCGCCUCGUCCCAGUGUGGCCAUCGCUAAAGUGACCAUGGGUCUCGUUUACUUGCACACCGCAGACGAGUUCAGUGCUAUCGGGGAAUAUCUCUACGUUCCAGACCUUUCUACUCUAAGGCUCUGUCCCUACGAAGAAGGACAUGCCAGCGUAUUAGGAUGGUUCCAAAAGAAAGCCCCUGUCCUUGGUGCGGAUGGCAAUCUGACCGUCGCUGUCGAUCUCUGUCCCCGGAGCGUGUUACAGCGUGUCGUUAAACAGUCCAAAGAAACAGGCGUAGAAUUCUUGGUCGGCUUCGAAACUGAAUUCAUUCUAUUGAAAUCUACGAACCCCGUGGAAGCUGCCAAUUAUCAUGCAUGGACGGCAUCUGAUGGCUUACCAUCUGGGGCCGUCGAAUCGCGCGUUAUGCGCGAGAUCGUGGAGUCUUUACUCAAGUCAGGGAUCGAAGUUACUAUGUACCACCCUGAGGCUGCGCCAGGCCAGUACGAAGUCGUCACUGGUCCUUUGCUGCCGCUUCAAGCCGCUGAUGCACUCAUACACACUCGCGAGACUAUUGUAAAUGUUGCCAUCAAAUAUGGUCUCCGAGCAACCUUCGCUCCACGCGUGUAUAUGACAAGUGCUGGGAGUGCUGCUCACACCCACAUAUCAGUUCACUCCGUGGUUGGUGGACCGAAGCCGUCAGAUUCCCUGUCAUCGUUGGAAUCUUCCUUCCUGGCCUCGGUCUUGAAGCAUCUCCCAGCAAUGGCUGCUAUCACGCUUCCUAUCCCAGCCUCAUACAAACGGGUCGCUGAUGGUGUCUGGUCUGGUGGAACCUAUGUCUGCUGGGGAACGGAGAACCGCGAGGCCCCCAUCAGGCUGACAAACGCGGUCUCCCCCAAGUCUAGAAACUUUGAAUUGCGCUUUUUGGAUGGAACUUGCAACCCCUAUCUUGCGCUUGCGUUAAUUUUGUCUGCUGGUCUUGAUGGUGUUAUCAAUCAAGAACCGCUGGGCAUCAAGGACUGUCCGGGUCCAUUGACCGCUGCCCAGAUGGACGAGAAGGAACGGCAUGAGCUUGGUAUCAACAAACGGAUGCCGUUAACAUGGGACGAAGCUAGAACCGCAUUCCAGUCCGAUGCCCUCGUGGAGAAGACGUUCGGAAAGAAUAUGAUAGUGAAGUAUCUAUCAGUCAACAAGACUUUGGGCACAGUGUUGGAAGAAUCCGAUGAAACUGAGCAGGCUCGCCUCACACGCUUGGUUCAGUUUUAUUAA
Molecule: messenger RNA, 1428 nt
Organism: Desarmillaria tabescens
Lineage: Eukaryota; Fungi; Basidiomycota; Agaricomycetes; Agaricales; Physalacriaceae
Exons: 6
Coding region: 1-1428 (475 amino acids)
Molecular function (GO): glutamine synthetase activity
Source: RefSeq, a predicted model, not a curated record